AGAAUAGUUUAGGUUAAAUUUCUUAAAAAAACAAAAUAUAAAAAAAAAUAGCACAAACUAAAUAUAUUAAAAAAAUAUAAUUUUCCAAGUUUGAUUUAUGCACCUUCCAUAAAAAUAAAUAAUUUUUUGUAACUAAUAAAUUAGAUUAUUAGAAAUAGAAGACAUUUUAGAAAAAGUAAGAAUUAGAAGAAGAAAAGAGGAAAAUGGCGAAUGUAGUUGCCGGCGGAAGUCCGAUGAUCGUGUGGAACGAAGGUGGAAAGAGAUUCGAAACAGAUGACAAGAAAGCGUACUUAGAGUAUGUCCUUAGAAAUAACGGAAAAGUUAUGGAUUUGGUUCACACUUUUGUCCCUCCUUCCAAGAGAGGUUUGGGUUUAGCUUCUCACCUCACACUCGCUGCCUUCAAUCACGCUUCUUCUCAUUCCUUAUCUAUUAUCCCUACCUGUUCCUACAUCUCUGAAACAUUUCUUCGGCGGAACCCAUCUUGGAAUUCUGUUUUGUACAAAGAGAUUGGCGAAUCUAAAAUCUAAACUUACAGAGCAGUGUGCCUCUAAACGCUUGUCUGUUUUCAUCAAAAUAUAGCCCAUAUGUGGUUAAGGGGUUCUAGUACUUAAAUUACAGUGUUUGGAUUCAUAGAACAGAAUACCAAGUUUGAUUUUCCCUUCUAUGAGAAGUGAUCUUACUUAAUAAAAUCACAGUUGUUUGGUAAUAGAUUUUUGCCUUCAAUCA
Messenger RNA from Cicer arietinum (chickpea), 726 nucleotides. Its product is annotated as acetyltransferase At1g77540. The record is from RefSeq and is a predicted model, not a curated record. NCBI's taxonomy places the organism in Eukaryota, Viridiplantae, Streptophyta, Magnoliopsida, Fabales, Fabaceae.